CGUUGGUGUUUGAAUGUCUCCUGAAAACAGCGGCAGAUGACAGCAGCUUGUUGCGCUCGCAAAAAAUACUAGUUACUUUCUUAGUGACCUAGCGUCUUCUCUCCGGUUGAAAACUGUUUUUUGGGCUUCAGUUUUGUCUGCUAUCAUCAACUGAACAUGUCGAAAAAACAAAUUUACUAUUCUGACAAGUACACCGAUGAGGAGUUCGAGUACAGACAUGUGGUGCUUCCAAAGCAGCUGUCUAAACUGGUGCCCACCUCCCACCUGAUGACAGAAGACGAGUGGAGGGGACUGGGGGUGCAGCAGAGCCAGGGCUGGAUUCACUACAUGAUCCACAAGCCAGAGCCACACAUACUGCUUUUCAGAAGGCCUCUCCCAAAGGAUUAAAAUGGGAACCAUCUCUAAAUGCCUGCUAUCAUCUUUGCUGAUUUGUAUUGUAUUUGAACCAUACGUCUCCUACAAACACAUCUACAUAUGUUCUAAUGUAACGUGUACAAACCCUUAGUUGUGUUGUGUUUUUUUGUCCUUUCCAACUUCCUCAAUUUUUAGAGGUAAUGAGAGGCAACCUGAUUCCACUGUGAGUGAUAACCUUAUAAAAAAUAUGAAGGUGGGGUUUGCCGCUCAAUUGUAUAUUUUAAUACAUUUUUUAAAAAUGUUUUCUGAUGUCAUUUUGUUACGAUACAAUGAUUUACUGAGUAUCCUACAGGCAUAGGGUUUCCUUUUCCUCAAGCCCACUUUUUAUCCUAAAAGCUUUGUUUUCCCUGUUCUUUAAACUUAUAUUUGUUAUGUACAUAAUAUUAUUUCUAGAUAUUCUAAAUGUUGAAAGUGAGUCAUGGUUGACUCGACACAUUCUUUGUUGCUGAAAGAACAAAAUUAAAUGUACUUCUUCACA
Molecule: messenger RNA, 892 nt
Organism: Trematomus bernacchii (emerald rockcod)
Lineage: Eukaryota; Metazoa; Chordata; Actinopteri; Perciformes; Nototheniidae
Gene: cks2
Product: CDC28 protein kinase regulatory subunit 2
Exons: 3
Coding region: 157-387 (76 amino acids)
Biological process (GO): regulation of mitotic cell cycle
Cellular component (GO): SCF ubiquitin ligase complex; cyclin-dependent protein kinase holoenzyme complex
Molecular function (GO): protein kinase binding; histone binding; cyclin-dependent protein serine/threonine kinase activator activity
Source: RefSeq, a predicted model, not a curated record